AUGGCUACGCACGAAAAUGUCGUCCACGAGUCGGCAAGUAUCAGUGAAACCAACAUGAACACUACCGAGUUCCGAGCACUCAUCGCUCAGGCACAAGCAAGUGCCGACCUCGACUCNAAAUUGACUGUCAUGCAAGCUCUCAAGAAGCAUAAGAAAGCCGUCUUCUGGGCAAUGAUCCUCUCCACCAGUUUGAUCAUGGAGGGUUAUGAUCUUGUCAUUUUCCAGAAGAGAUUCGGUGACAAGAUUGGCCCUGAAAAGUGGGCUAUCUCGGCUUCCUGGCAGUCUGGGUUGUCAAAUUCGGCCGUCGUCGGCCAGUUGAUCGGCCUGGUCUUGAACACGGAGUUCCAAGAUCGCUUCGGUUCUCGUAAAACCAUGAUGUUCUUUAUGGUCUGGUUGGUUGGCGCUAUCUUCAUCCCAUUUCUCGCUCCUUCAUUGCCUGUCCUUGCAGUCGGAGAAGCUCUUUGUGGCAUCCCUUGGGGUGUCUUCCAGACUCUGUCCACAUCAUACGCUUCCGAGGUCGUUCCAACCAUACUCCGACCCUACGUGACCGCCUACGUCUGUAUGUGCUGGGGUGCAGGCAUCCUCCUCUCGUCUGGGGUUGCUCGUGCUGCGAUCACGCUCAACGGAGAUGUUGCUUGGCGUCUUCCGUUUGCUCUUCAGUGGAUAUGGCCAGUACCUCUGUUUGUCCUGGCAUAUCUUGCUCCAGAGUCUCCUUGGAACGCUGUUCGUCGUAACAAGCUCGACCUUGCCAGAAAGAGUCUGCAGCGUCUAAUUGAUCAAGGCUCUGAUCAUGACCACGAGGUGGAAUGUAAUUUGGCAUACAUAAUCUACACCAAUGAGCAAGAGCAACUCGAGACCGAGGGUGCCAAACUCAUUGAUUGUUUCCGUGGCAUAAACCUUCGCCGUACUGAGAUUGUGAGGUUGGCUUCCCUAGCGACUGUACAUUUGCUGACAUGUUCUAGNAACUGCGUCGUCUGGGCUGCUCAGAUUCUAUGUGGUAAUGCAAUUCUCGGCUACAGUGUCGUUUUUCUUGAAGCUGCAGGUUUCUCUCCUGUUGCGGCACUCGACCUCAACAUUGCACUAUCAGCUUGCUACAUUCUUGGUGGAAUCAUCUGUUGGUUUCUGUUUCCACGCCUUGGCAGAGCAACUAUCUACAUGAGUGGAUUGACAUUCAUGUUCUUUUGUCUUGUCGCAAUCGGCGGUCUUGGCUUCAGUACCAGCAAGCAUGCUGAACUUGCAAUCGGCAUUCUGCUCAUCAUCUCCACUCUGGCCAAUAUGAUCACCAUUGGCCCAGUCUGCUACCCGAUUGUAGCUGAGACACCCUCUGGUCGCCUCCGCUACAAGACCAUCACCAUUGGAAGAUUCGUCUACAACCUGACAGCAUGGAACUGGGGCGCCAGAGCGGGGCUCUUCUAUGCUGGCACCAAUCUGCUCUGCACUAUUUGGUGCUGGUUCCGUUUGCCAGAAACCAAGGAUCGCAGCUUCGGCGAAAUUGACACAUUGUUCGAACACAAGGUUCCAGCCAGGAAAUUCAGGACUACGAGAGCUGACCAAUUUGCUACUGACCAAAUUGUCUUGGAUAUCAAGGAGAAGGAGAUGGCUUCGCAUGUGGAGUGCUUGUGA
Aureobasidium musti is the source of this 1623-nucleotide messenger RNA. NCBI's taxonomy places the organism in Eukaryota, Fungi, Ascomycota, Dothideomycetes, Dothideales, Saccotheciaceae. The record is from the annotation of a GenBank genome assembly.